AUGGACAACCGUACCCAUCCACUGUUAGCGCAGGUACCUCUAACGGUCUCACCGUUUGUCUCUCUUCCUACUGCGACUACUCUUCCAUACACAUAUAAAACUCUUCCCUCAACGUUGCCACCAUCAUCUACGGCAGCUGCAGCCUCGUCCAGCGACGGGAGAUCUCAAUACGUUGUAUCGUCGUCGGGCCACGCAGCACAUCCAGAUGAGAUAAUUGCAUCUUGCAAAGCACUUCAAGCUUAUAUACAGAAGGUUCAAGACGAUGCAGACAGGGAGCUGAAGGCCUGGGAAGAUGCGAUAGCUGCAAGAGAAUUGGCAGAGAAGCGUAGAGUAGCUCCCGGAUGGUUGGACAGUGAUGCUCGGAUAUUAGAGCCAGAGAAGAAGACAGUUGCGGGAGGUGAAAACCUUAUGGACGUUGAUGUGUCAAAUAACGAUGCUUCACGCCUCGCACAAACCCCUGUGGCUGUUCCAAAUCAAGAAGGUGACGAACUCGAUAGAGCGUUUGGAGGAAUGGGAUUAAAUAAACCGUGA
This is a messenger RNA of Botrytis sinoallii, 531 nucleotides long. RefSeq lists its product as uncharacterized. The transcript has 2 exons. NCBI's taxonomy places the organism in Eukaryota, Fungi, Ascomycota, Leotiomycetes, Helotiales, Sclerotiniaceae. The coding region runs from base 1 to 531 and encodes 176 amino acids. The record is from RefSeq and is a predicted model, not a curated record.